AUGCCAUCUCAGAUGGAACAUGCCAUGGAGACGAUGAUGUUCACGUUUCACAAAUUUGCUGGAGAUAAAUGCUGCUUAACCAAGGACAACCUGAAAGUGCUCAUAGGGAAGGAAUUCCCUAGGUUUUUGGAAAACCAAAAAGACCCUCUGGCUGUGGACAAAAUAAUGAAGGACUUGGACCACUGCCGAGACGGCAAAGUGGGCUUCCAGAGCUUCUUUUCUCUGAUGGCUGGCCUCACCAUCGCAUGCAACGACUAUUUUGUAGUACAUAUGAAGCAGAAGGGACGGAAGUAG
Elephantulus edwardii (Cape elephant shrew) is the source of this 294-nucleotide messenger RNA. Its product is annotated as protein S100-A10-like. Bases 1 to 294 code for a protein of 97 amino acids. The transcript has a single exon. Lineage: Eukaryota; Metazoa; Chordata; Mammalia; Macroscelidea; Macroscelididae. Gene Ontology annotation, cellular component: cytoplasm. The record is from RefSeq and is a predicted model, not a curated record.